AACCAGCUCCCCACGAGGGAGUCACAGUCAGUCAAGUGGAUAUGCGAGUAGUCAGUUUUUAUGUAGACUGCGCGGUGAAUGUUUCGUUAUUGUUGUUGACGCGUACGUCUAUUUCAAUAUUUAUUUUAUUUAUGAAAAUUGACGAGAUCAUGUGACAAAAAAAAACCCAACAACAACAAAGAAACAACCAAGUGUUGUUAUUGUUUGGGGGGAAAAAGACAGCUGCUAUCAUCGUCGCGAUUGACCGGUCAACAAAAUUGUUGCCUCUGAAACGCGACGGCAAUAUGUUUUCGUCUUUCGACAACUCUGGCACAAGCAACACUCUCAUUUCCAGCAAUGGAUACUUUGCAAACGGUUAAAAUUUUAAUUCUACACUGGCCUUGAAAAUAGGUAUUAGGAAUGAGGGUGGUUUGGGGCCCAUGGUGGUUGAUCUUGGCCGGACUGUUGGUUAUCGGAGAGACAUCAAAUAUAACGAGGAACCCAUUACCCAGAUCGCGUAUUCUCGAGAAAAGAAAUAUUGUAUGUCCAGCUGGUUGCAAAUGCGAAAAUCAAGGAUGGCGACUCUAUUGCGAGGAUCGCAAUUUCAUGGGUCUCGAAUUAUUUCCAAAUGUUCGAGAUUUGAUUCUGAAGGAUGUACGUGUAUCAACGAUACCAGCUGCUCCUUUAAAAUUCACUCUAGACCUUCGCUAUCUAUCAUGGACACGAAGUGCAAUAAAAGCAAUAGAACCCGAUGCAUUUCAAAGUAUCGAGAAAUUAGAAAAUUUAAACUUAGGUGACAAUCGCUUAUCAGACUUUCCCAUAAAUAUUUUUCACACACUACAUUUUCUUCGCAUUCUCAAUUUAACUGGCAAUCAUUUUGUCAGCCUACAUCGAACCUGGUUUCAAAAUCUCGAUCUCCUCGAAGAGGUUCAUUUAGCUGACAAUAAAUUAGCCGUGAUACCAUAUCAAGUAUUCGAGCCAGCCUGGUCAUUACGCGUCAUUGAUCUCUCCGGCAAUAAAUUAGUAUCCCUGCCUGAUCACAGUUUCUGGCCAAAUAAACAUUUACAGGAACUCGAUCUCUCAUCAAAUCGACUCAAAAGACUACCAUCGCGUCUCUUUUCGGGUCUCUCGAAUCUUCGAAUUCUAGGAUUAGCAAACAAUGAAAUUGACGUCCUACCAAGAGGUUUCUUUGCCGAAUUAAAGAAUCUCGAACAACUUGAUUUAUCAGGCAAUCCAAUAAAUCGUCUCAUCGAUAUCACCUUCCAGGGUUUGACAAAUCUCCAGGGACUAAGUUUGAGUCGUACACAAGUCAAUAAAUUUCCACCCGAUGUUUGGAAACCCUUGUCAACAUUGAGAACACUAUUAAUAGAAGACAAUAAAAUUGAAAUCAUCAAUAAUGGAGAUUUGUUUAAUUUAAAAAAUUUGGAAUUUCUCAAAAUGACAAAUGGUCCCCUACGUGAAAUUGGUCUAAGAUCAUUGGAUGAUGCGCCCAAUUUAAGAAAAAUUGAUCUUCGCGAUAAUGAUCUCACUUUUUUACCAGCAAAUUUAGCGAGUCUGACGAAACUCGAGGAAUUACAAUUACAAGGCAAUCCAUGGGCGUGUGAUUGUCGAAUGUUUUGGUUUGUUCGUUGGGCUGAGAAUCAUGCACAUAGAACGGCAUUUGAUUCGGGAUUGAGAUGUGGUCAUGAAACGGCAACAAUUGAUACAAUUCAAGCUCUGCGUUAUUUAAAUUGUACACCACCAACACUUUGGCGAACAUCUGGCAAGGAACUUCAUAUUCUUCGUAAUCCAGUUCUACUUGAAUGUGAAUUUAAUGGAAAUCCAGCGCCUGCCUUAACAUGGGUCACACCAAAAUUAAUUACAUUUCAUUGGAAUCCCGAUCCUGCAUUUCCUGACACGUUCGUUCAACAUCCACAAGCGCAUCUUGUUAAUGAACCAGAUAAACCAUUUACAAAUGAUAGAAUACGCUUACUUGAAAAUGGCUCACUCUACAUUAGUCAUUUGCUCAGAGAGGACGUUGGACUUUAUAAAUGUUUUGCAAUGAAUCCAAUAGCCAAUUCAACUACUUAUGUUACUCUUCAUAUGGAUCCAGUUACUUAUUACAAUAUUAAAAUUCUCAGUAUCAUUGUGGGUGCUGUGAGCGCAGCUGGAUUUCUCCUUCUAACAAUAUUCGUACAAUUUUUAAGACAUCUAUUUUUCAAGUGCGGUUUGGCAAAAUGGUGUCUUUGCUGUAGGCACGUGGGUGCAACACCACGCGCAAAACAGAUUUAUCAGAUGCUGGACAAUAUUGAAAAUUACAAGAGUCAGCAACUUGAGAGGUUACGAGAGAAUUAUACCCAACAAGUGCACAGAAUUAAGGACAAUUGCGCUCAGCAGGUGGAAUGGAUCAGAGAGAGUUAUGAGGGUCAAAUGCGUCACAUACGUGAUAUUCGGGAUUAUGGACAAAGUCACCUAACAACACUACGUGAUCAAUAUUACGAACAGGUGAAACGUGUGCGUGACUAUUCAACAGGUCAAUUGAAUUGGGUGCGUGAAAAUUAUGUCUUCCAACGAAACAAGAUAAGGAAAUUUAGUGCUCAUCAAGUGCUUCGUUUGCGUGAGAGUUGUAAAUAUCAACAACAAACAUUAAAUAAAGUUCUCGAGAAUUUGCCAAAUCUUUAUUUUGACAAUUGUCGAAGUGGUUCAUGUGGCAAAAGUGAAUCAGCAGUAUUUGAUCCGAAAAAUAUUAAUUCCGCCGAUCUUGAUAUUUAUUUUAAAGCAAAACUUGAAGAUCUCGCGGCUGGUGGUAGUCUCGAGGAUGUUAACAGCGAAUAUUAUACACCAACAGAAUUAUCAUCGUCAAGUCCACGAGGACAAUUUUUCCUUGAGGAUAUUCACAUCAAUUAUAUUGAAAAUGGACCACCACCACCACUCGAUCCACCGAUAGGAUCAUCAAAAUUAUUUCUUCAUUGUAUCGAAGAAUUUGGUAGUACAACGACAAUUGAUCAAGGUUCCGAAUAUGAUCGACCAAUGUUUCGUGGUGCAAGUGCUGAAUUUCUCGCCAAAGAAAUUAAAUCAACACCUGAAGUUUUGAGUCUCCUUGCACCGAGCACGAGCCUUCCUGAUCUACCGCGGGAGACAACACUCUAGUCUAGACACAUCAAAUAAUCUCCAUUAAAAAAACAAUUUAAUAUUUUAUGCAAUUACUUCGGGUUUUUUUUAUUUUUAUUUUUGUGGAAAGAAGAAUCAAGAAGUGUGACAGUGGCAAGUGUUUUAUGAUAAAACACGUGCAUUGUGUGCUUCCUUGCGAGUGUCAGAUCCUCAACUCCUUUCUCUAUUUUUUUGAUAAGUACCUGAGAGAAGUGUACAAAAAAAAUGGGAGCGUUGUGCCAAGAAAACAAUCAUCGACAGUGUGUUUGUGUGUAUUUUAAAAGAAGAAAAAGAUUACGGUCAGGUUUCAAUGAAAUAAAAUCUUUGAUAUUUGUCCGCUAAUUCAAAAAAAGGAAGACUUCAUGAAAGAGAGAACAAGAAUUACAAGAGACAUCCCUCCGGCAACUAAUUAUAUAUAAAUUAAAAAAAGACCUUUUUUCCUCACGCAUGUGUGUCAAUUUCGCGAGAUCGAUGUUUCCUAAAUCAAAUUUUACUUCUAUAGAGAAUUUAAAAAUGAACUUCUCUGAUGACUGCGUGCAAGGGGCGUGAUUGAAGACUGACUUUUAUUUGUUUCGCAUCAAUUCCAAACAAUGCGAAUCUUCCUAAAUAACAAUGCUUUUUUUUCUCUCUAUCAUAUUUCAAAUAUAUACAUAAUAAAAAAAAAGCGAGUGCUAAGAAAGUUCUCUCUUCACCUCAGGACUCUCGUUAAACGAGAUUAUUACUCUCUUAACUUAGUGCUUUUAAGAUUGUUUGAGAAUUGAAGAAAUAUAUUUGAUUAUUAAUAAUCAUUAAAAUAAUAAUAAUAAUAAUUACGAAUUGAAAAAGACUAAAAACAAAUAUUAAAAAUUUUAACAAACGGCAAAUGUACGUAAAGUCAGUUACAAAAAAUCUUUUCAGAAAUAAUCUAUUGAACUGAAGAGAUUUAGAGAAAAUAAAGAUUUUAUCAGAAAUUCUAAAAA
Messenger RNA from Leptopilina boulardi, 4067 nucleotides. RefSeq names its product leucine-rich repeat and immunoglobulin-like domain-containing nogo receptor-interacting protein 2. The transcript is spliced from 4 exons. NCBI's taxonomy places the organism in Eukaryota, Metazoa, Arthropoda, Insecta, Hymenoptera, Figitidae. The coding region runs from base 400 to 3108 and encodes 902 amino acids. Gene Ontology annotation, molecular function: protein binding. The record is from RefSeq and is a predicted model, not a curated record.